Molecule: messenger RNA, 1428 nt
Organism: Coffea arabica (coffee)
Lineage: Eukaryota; Viridiplantae; Streptophyta; Magnoliopsida; Gentianales; Rubiaceae
Source: RefSeq, a predicted model, not a curated record
AUGUCCAUUAGUCCUCUCGAGGUUUCUUCAAUACCACGUGUGUCUGGGACCAAUUCAUCCACACCAGUCAUGAUUGAUAGCCCAAUAUUUGUAUGCCGUGACACCUGUGAUCCCACACAGGAGGACGGUGAAACACAACAAAGGGGAACCGAAGACACCAAUAGACAGCAAGGAGAUGCAGCUGUAGAUGAUAGUACAUUUCGAGUACCUAAAAGGAAUAAAACAUCUGAGGCAUGGGAAGACUUCGACGAUUUGGAAGAAAAUGGCAUAUAUUAUGCCAUAUGUAAACAUUGUAGCAAGAAACUAAAUCGAGGAAAAACUAAACAAACUAGCAGCAUGUGGAGGCAUCGAGAAAACUGUUCCGUUAGAAAAGCCAAGCUUAGAAAGGCCAAGCAGCAGACAAAGAUAAACUUUCAGCAGGCGGAUGAGCGUUUUCCAACUGUACCACCAUUGCACACGAGCAAAUUCUAUAUGGAAGCUAUGAGAGAGGCUGCUGCACAUUGGAUCUUGAUGCACGAGCACCCUUUCACAAUUUUGGAGGAAGAGGGUUUCAACCUAAUGAUGAAACGUGGGUGGUUGAAGUGGCAGAAGAUCUCACGCAUGACAGCUAAAAAAGAUUGUACACAGAUGUAUGAGAUAGAGAAAAAGAAGUUGAAGAACUUGCUGAGACAUGUACAAAAAGUGAGGUUGACCACUGAUAUGUGGAAAUCAAAGAAUCAAAAAAUUGAAUACAUUGUGGUGACCGGGCAUUGGAUUGAUGGAAAUUGGAAGCAUCAGAAGAGGGUGUUAAAUUUUGUUCAUAUCCGACCACCACGUCAAGGAAUUGAGAUUUCAAAUGCAGUUUUCAAGUGUGCAAAGGAAUGGGGAAUUGAGGGAAAAAUUCACACUAUUUCCGUAGACAAUGCCUCAAACAAUGAUAUGGCCGUGAGAUUGUUGAAAGAUGAUUUCAGUAGAUGCAAGAAGCUAUUGGGUGAAGGAAAACUAUUUCAUGUUAGUUGUUGCGGCCAUCUCUUUAACCUUAUGGUUCAAGAUGGCUUGAAGGAGAUAGUAGAUAUUUAUGAAAAUAUUAGAGAUAGUGUGGAUUUUGUGAACAAGUCUGAUGGUAGGGCAUUGCUAUUUGCAGAAAUUGGUCAACACCUGCAAAUUCCUGGAAAAAAAUUGCUCCAUGAUUGUAGGAUGAGAUGGAAUUCAACAUAUGAAAUGUUGAGUUGUGCUGUAAAAUAUAAGGAGGUUUUUCCUCGUUUUCAAGUUGAAGAGCCCCUUUAUGAGUCUUGUCCAUCUUCAGAUGAUUGGGAGAAAGUUGAGAAAGUUUGCACCAUUUUAGAGAAGUUCUACACAGCCACACACAUAAUUUCGGAGAGUGAGUAUCCAACUGGCAACCUAUUCCUCCUUGAGAUUCUAAAGGUGAAGAAACUCUUGGAUGCAUGA